Molecule: messenger RNA, 2076 nt
Organism: Acaulospora colombiana
Lineage: Eukaryota; Fungi; Glomeromycota; Glomeromycetes; Diversisporales; Acaulosporaceae
Source: the annotation of a GenBank genome assembly
AUGAGAUACCCCGAGGGUAUACUCACCAGCCACAGGGAUGUUGUGAAUGAAAGACAAGGGCGGGGUUCAUUUCGAGCCUGUUCGCCAGAGACAAGUUUCAGAUUAUAUAAGCUAUACAGUCGUAGCGAGCGUAAACCGAACGUUCUCCUCGAGUAUCUGCUGGCCACUAUUCGUUGCAUCUUUGAAUCACUAGAACGCCUCUAUCUCCCCCAAAAGACUCAGCGAGGCGUCGUCGUCGUUGCCGGCAAAAGCCUGGAAAUUUUGCAGCUAAUUCUAGACGUUCAUGAGCAACGCAACCCCGCAAACGCACAAACCUGGCGGAGCUUGGUCAUUGUUGGCUGCGCAUGCCACCGUAGCGGUAGAAGGUGGCAACAGCCUCUAGUGGCCGUCAACAAAACACGUUCUCCGACUAUCACCACCACUUUUUGGAGAAAGCUUGCUGAAAGCCUCGAAAAUACCAGCAGCGCGGGCUUUUCGCCCUACUUUGGCACCAUGGAUACAGAUGCUCCUUCUGAGCCACAAGAAGUAUCUGAUUUGGUUGAGAGCGCUGACGCACCUCCCCCCAACAUAGAAGUCACAAACAUGGAGACCGUCUCAGAAACGGUCGAAGCCGAUGGAGACGCUGAUGAAGACUGGGAUAUAGAAAUGGACUUGGGCAAGACAGGAGGUGCAAAAGCCGUACCAAGUCCUCCUCCAAACGCCUCGAGCGCGUCCUGGCAUGCGUCGAUGGCCGCGGUCACCACCGCUGCUGGCUACACGGGGACCGUGACUCGGUUGGGCGGGAAUAGCAAGUCGGACGUGGAGGAAUCGUGGGACGACUUUGAUCUCGAUUUUUUGUCGUCAGAAGAGACGCCCAAAGGAGACUCGCAUCAUACGUCGCUCCUUCCGUCCAUGUCUUCUACCCCACCGAGGAAGCCGCACGCUAUUCCUGUCGAUGAAGAUUUUGAAGAAGACUUCUCGCUCCCAGAAGACCUUGCCCAUCUUUCUCUACGACCGCUCAAACAUCGCUCUAGUAAAUCCAAUCUCGACAAUUGGGGCGACAACACGGCAUCCUCCACCACCUACUCAUCAGAAGCGUCCUCAUUUGGGGUUGGCACCCAUGAAUCCCCUUCCUCAUCUGCCUCAAACUCUUUUUAUACCCACGCUGGGUCUGAGACGGAUGACGACGAAGAGGGUCUAUUGGACGGUCUAGUCCUUCCAGAAGGUCUAUUCGACGCAGAAAAGGACAAUCGCCAAUUGCACAAGAUUAUCGAAGAGAGGAAACGUGCUGCAGCAUCUGACGUCCCCGCUGUCGUAGCUUCGCCCCAGGAGGAUGAAGAUUUCGAGACGGGUCUUGUCAUCGACGACGAUGUAGACUUUAAUCUGUCCAAAGCCAAGCAUCGACAGUCCCUCUCAGCUGGACGAAUCUCGAGAGCCGUCCUUUCGAUGCAAGGAGUCAGCCCCUCUCCCAAAUCUGCCAACGCGCUUCUUCCUUCUCGAGCUCAUAGCCUCACAGGAAGCCCUGAGCUGACACGAUCACCUAUAAUGCGACCAAAGUCACCGCUAAGUCAGAGUUUCUCUGACGUAGUACGCUCCAAUGCAGGUCGCAGGGAGGGAGCGACGUCUCCAAUCAGAAUACGAUCAGGAAGCUCUUCGUCUCAACGAGGGGGUACUGCUUCUCUCCAUUCCUCGACCCGACGUGCGGUCUCGCCUCCUCCAUCAAGCUUUCUCACUACCAGUUUCUCGGUUCCCCUUAGAGAGCGCAAAACUUCAGCUGGAAAGUUGCAGGGGUCUGGAGGGGAAUUGGAUCUACAACGCAGAGCAAUUGUGCGAAAGUCAUCUCUAUCUUCCAUUGAUGUUUCUUCUGUAACAUCUGGAAACACCGUCAGGGUGACCCUCAAGCGCCCCGGAUCAAGCGCAGAGGCCACUUCGCCACAAAUGGAGCGACGACCGACUCUUACCAGUUCGUUAUCCGCGACUCAGGUUGGACGUUACAACAGUCCUGUUUCCAACCUCACCGAACCUAGUACCCGCAACGCCACCAGGAACACCGAGCUCCAAUCCGAUAGCGCUACGACUGACGAUGACCACGACUAG